UCGCACUUCAGCAUAAAAUGCAGUAUUUAAAUGCCACUUUAGGCUUCCAUUUGCAUUUCCUAAUCUAUCUUCAUUAGUUGUUGGAUAAUAUUUAAUGUCACAUUUUGUAAGAAGCGGUUGCAGAUUUUGCAUUUUUACAACGUUGACGCCGUUUACAAAUUGUUUUGCAUGAAGUAAAUCUCAGAGAGAGAUGCAUUUAAGAAUAUUAUGAGUUGGGGUGAAAUGAGAUGAAAUUGUUGCGCGAAAGUUGAAACCUGCACAUGUUUAUUUCUUCAAUCUGAUCUCUCCUCUACCUGGAUUUGGAUAACAAGUAGUAAAUUUGUGUUGUUUGUUUAAAUAAAAUGGGGAUGAAACAAAAGAAAGGGAAACAGAAGAAGGGAAAUUGGGACCAGGUUCCAAUCGGAGAAGAGUUUCUUGCCCAGAAGGAAAUGGAAUCAUUAAUUUCGUUGGAAGUGCUCACAGACUAUGAAAUUGUUAAGAAACCGGACGGGUUAACUGAGAUUGUUACUAAUAAGGAUAAGUUUAAUAAGCGGAAAUUCGUUGAAGACGAAGAUGACAGUGAACCUGAGCAGGAUAGUAACGACGACGAAGACAUGGAAAAGGAGGAGGAAACCCCGAGAAAAAAGUCAAAGAACGGAAAGAAACAAAAGGCAGACAAGAAGAAAGUGAAUGAACCAGUUAAAACGAGUAAUAAAAAGUUGAAGCGUUCUUCAGAAAGUGACGCGUCGACGAGUAGCUGGGAGGUGAGUGAAAAUCUGGGGGGCUGGGCGACGGAAACCUUGGGGGAGUCAACUAAAUGGAUUCACAACAGGGAUGAUGAUGAUGUAGGCGAGUCUCAUGUAAAACCGAAAAAACAACUUGAAAAGAAGAAACAGGAGAAUACAUCACUUUUAAAGCAGAAACAACUAAAAAAGUCUGUAAAGUCCAACAAAAAGGAUAGUAACGUACAGAAAAAGGAAGUGUCCGUUUCGUCCGAUGUGGAUGUUUCAAUGAACGAAUGGGUGAAAGCUGGAGUUCAAGAUCCUAUUCUACAAUCACUAAAAGAAGCUGGGUUUUAUAAGCCUACAUUAAUUCAGGCAUCAACCUUGCCAGCGUCAGUCCUAGGCAAGAAGGACAUCGUUGGGGCGGCUGAAACUGGAAGUGGGAAAACGCUUGCCUUUGCAAUUCCAAUAAUUCAUGGGAUUCUGCAAUUCAGAGAAAGUAAUAGUGACGACGAUUCUCUCCAAGCUUUGAUCCUCACACCAACGCGAGAACUGGCUGUGCAAAUCAAAAAGCAUUUCGAUGUGGCUGCGAAAUAUGCAAGAAUUAAGACCGUUGUGAUUGUGGGUGGUCUCGCAACUGUGAAGCAGGAACGAUUAUUGAGAGCCAAGCCACAAGUUGUAAUUGCAACUCCAGGCCGUUUGUGGGAGUUGGCGAAAGAAGGCGAGCCUCACUUGGCAAAUCUUAAUAAAAUAAGGUAUUUGGCUGUCGACGAAACAGAUAGAAUGGUUGAAAGGGGUCAUUUCCAAGAACUUCAAUCAAUUCUUGGCCUUCUAAAUUUGGAUGAGACAGAAAAACUGAAUCGUCAAAACUUUGUAUUUUCGGCAACACUUGCGUUUACCCAUGAUCCUCCGAAACGGCUCCAACACAAGAACCACAAGAACAAACAAGAACCUAAAAAAAUAACGGGAAAAGAAAAGCUUAAACAAAUUAUGGAAAUGAUUGGAAUUCGAGAAAACCCCAAAAUAGUGGAUAUCACGAGUACGAAAGGAACUUGCGAGACUCUACAAGAAAUGCAGAUCAAUUGUCCUGCAAAUAAGAAAGAUUAUUACAUGUACUACUUCCUGGUCAAACACCCAGGACGGACCAUUGUUUUCUGCAAUAGCAUCAACACUGUUAGACGAUUAACAAAUUUAUUUUUCCUCCUCAAAUGCGGUCAAGUGCUCCCACUCCAUUCAGAAAUGCACCAAAAAAUGCGGCUAAAAAAUUUAGAGAGAUUUGCAGAAGAUGAGAAGAGCGUUCUCAUUGCCACUGACGUAGCCGCAAGGGGACUUGACAUUUCUGAUAUUCAGCACGUUGUUCAUUACGAAAUACCGAAAACUGCAGAGAGCUACAUUCAUAGAAGUGGUCGCACUGCUCGUGCAUUUAAGGGUGGAAUUGCAAUCGUGUUAGUAGAACCAAGUGAAAUUGGGAAACUAAAAAAUAUAUUUCAGUCGUUGGAGAGGGAUCCAAACAAAAUGUUGCCCCUCUUCAACAUUGAUGCCACAGUAUUUCGGCAACUGAAGGCAAGAGUGGACGAAGCAGAUAAAGUGGAAACGUUCGAACAUCAAGUAAGAAAAAAGUUAGCAGAUAUGAAUUGGAUGGAUAAGGCCAAAAAAGACAUGGACAUGGCCAGUUCAGAUGAUGACAAUGACGACAUGGAUGACGAUUCUGGGAACGGAGAACGACGUCAAAGGAAAAAUCUCCUCGAGGCCAAAAAGAAAUUGGACGGAUACAAGCGGACUUUAAACAAACUGUUAGAUGAUAACUCAUUUAUGACAAGAUUAUGAUAAAAAUUCCAACCAAUUAACGUUAUCAUAGUACCGUUGAAUAAAUCCGCAUUGACCCUAAAAUUUGUUCACUUAA
Molecule: messenger RNA, 2604 nt
Organism: Folsomia candida
Lineage: Eukaryota; Metazoa; Arthropoda; Collembola; Entomobryomorpha; Isotomidae
Product: DEAD-box ATP-dependent RNA helicase 13
Exons: 10
Coding region: 342-2528 (728 amino acids)
Cellular component (GO): nucleolus
Molecular function (GO): ATP binding; RNA helicase activity; nucleic acid binding
Source: RefSeq, a predicted model, not a curated record